Messenger RNA from Pyrenophora tritici-repentis Pt-1C-BFP, 1428 nucleotides. RefSeq lists its product as uncharacterized. Lineage: Eukaryota; Fungi; Ascomycota; Dothideomycetes; Pleosporales; Pleosporaceae. The record is from RefSeq and is a predicted model, not a curated record.
AUGGUCGACGUUGCUGUGACCUCGCAGCUUUCGCAAUGGACCUUUGCCAAGCCUGACGUCGUUGCACGCCCACAACGUGCGAGCACCGACAGUUCCGCCUCGAGCCCGAACCUGUGCGACGAUGUGCCAGAGACGCUGCGGAUAAGUAACCCAGCCUCGCAGGAAUCAAGUCCGCCUGCUGGAAAAGACAACACCGUCUUGCAGAAGCGCUAUCUCUCCAGCGAGGAGGACCUGACUGCCGACGAUGGAGAUGACUCCGACUCCGAGUACGACUACGAAGACGUUGUUGUUCAUGAUCUCACCAAGGAGGCGAGGAGGAUGUCCAUAUCCCGCUGGGACAAAGGCAUGAGCUGCGACAUGGCAGUCUUGGUCUCUUAUGCACAUGCAGGCCGUCCCAAGGUUGUCGAAAUGGACACUACACGGCCAACCAUACAGCAAAGGUCGGCGUCGGUUGCUCAAAUUCCAGGCACAGCUGCAAACAGAUUGCGAAAGGCAGACGAGGCACAACGCCUGUCUCUGAAGCUUCCUCCCUCCAACCGCAUGUCCUCAUCCCCAAUCUCCCCCUCAAGAUCAAUCACUUGCGACCUUGACACCCGACGACCUUCCACAAGCCAUAGCCCAAUCACCGCAAACAUCAACUCUCACCCAGACUCUGCUUCAUUUGCAUCAUCUUUCCAGACUGCAUCCAGCCGCAGCUACUCACCCGUACCCAGUGAAGCGCCUCGUCGACCCUCGACAUCCACUGCCGGAGAGCAUGUAUCAUCGGCACGCUCUUCAGUCUACAUUCCCGCGCAAUCGCGUCUUGACCUCUCAAAGAUCCAAACUACACAAUCGGCGUACCCGGCAUCAAACAGGCAGUCGUAUCUCGCACCCCUAACACCCAUGUCCCCUGCUCUUUCCUUCCUCAGCUCGGACCCUUACGAAAACUCUACCAACAGCGCUGCAUCGCCAAUUAUCAAGAAGCCCGCCGCACACAGGCGGCUCCGCUCAAUCUCCAUGAAGCUUUCUCUGGCAAAGAUUGCCAUCACCCCGGCAAAAAAACCUUACGACGCGCGCAUCAACGGCAAGGCUCCACCAACCCCCGUCACACCCAUGACGCCACAGACGGCACCCCUUGACGGAGGUGCCAACUUCAACCAGAACAAAAUCCGACGCGCAUCGACAAUUCUCCGACCAAAGUCGCGCGGAGCUGACUCCAAAAGGACACCGACACCCGAGUGCGCACCUCCAGUCCCGCAAAUGAAGAGCACGAUGCAGCAGAAGCGAUCGACCACCAUGGGACGGAUGCUACCUCGCGGCGCAAACGAGCGGGAGCCGACGCUCAUUAUCCCGCCUUGCCCGGAUAGCGACUCUGCGUCCAUGUCUAGCAUCAAGAGCCGCGCUAUACGACGCCGCAAGUCAUUAAUGGAUUUCAUGGAUUCCCUGUAA